CGCCCUCCUUGCACCUUCUGAGCUGACCGCGCUGUCCCUGCGCCAUGGCUGCAGUCAGGGCUCUGGCGGUGCCGAGGCUGGCGGCGGCCUCUGUACUCGCGCCGCUCCCUGGGCGCCUGCGGUCCCUCCACGGCUCAGCGCCGCGUCCCGGGGCCCGAGUGGCGCUGGUGCUGUCUGGCUGCGGAGUCUACGACGGGACAGAGAUUCAUGAGGCUUCUGCGAUCCUGGUGCACCUGAGCCGUGGAGGAGCUGAGGUCCAGAUCUUUGCCCCUGACAUCCCUCAGAUGCAUGUGAUUGACCACACCCAGGGACAACCUUCAGAGAACCAGAGCAGGAAUGUUUUGACCGAGUCUGCAAGGAUUGCCCGAGGCAAGAUCAACAGCCUGGCCCAGCUCAGCGCAGCCAACCAUGAUGCAGCCAUCUUCCCUGGAGGCUUCGGAGCUGCCAAAAACCUGAGCACAUUCGCUGUGGAUGGGAAGGACUGCAGAGUCAACGAGGAUGUGGCACGAGUCUUGAAGGAGUUCCACAAGGCUGGGAAGCCCAUUGGCUUGUGCUGCAUUGCACCUGUCCUUGCAGCCAAAGUGCUCAGAGGUGUUGAGGUUACUGUGGGCCAUGAGCAGGAAGAGGGCGGCAAGUGGCCUUACGCUGGGACUGCAGAGGCCAUCAAGGCCCUGGGUGCCAAGCACUGUGUGAAGGGUGUGACCGAAGCUCAUGUGGACCAGAAAAACAAGGUGGUCACGACCCCAGCCUUCAUGUGUGAGACUGAGCUGCACCAUAUUCACGAUGGGAUUGGAGUCAUGGUGAAGAGCGUGCUGGAGCUCACCCGGAAGUAACGGCCUCACCUACCCACUACCAGGAGCGGUGCCCUUGGUGUGUCGCUGGGCACUCGGCAACAGUGUGAUCAGCUCAGGUCCUAGGCACCUUCCUGGAGGAGGGAGCCUUGACACAUGAGGUGGGGGGGCUCCAGGCAGUGGUCCCUGCUUGGCCACAGGAGCAGGGUGACUUCCCUCACCCAUGUGUCCUGCAAACUGAAGUUGGAGCCAGACAGGAACCAAGUAGAGAAAUAACUAUUUUCACUCUCAGGUUUGAUGGUUCAGAGUUUAGAUGCAGAAAUGUUUUAAGGUUACAAGUCUGAUAAUUGGGGUAUGAGGAGCACCAUGUUCACAGAUAAAGGAAAGUUCUAUAACAUGAAGUAAAUAAUGUGCUAAUUAAAACAAGGGAAUUUCUGGAGCCGGUAGUCCCAUUAGCCCUGGAGAAUAAACUUUCCAGAUUGGAAACUUUUGA
This is a messenger RNA of Octodon degus (degu), 1284 nucleotides long. It is a transcript of the gene Gatd3, whose product is annotated as chromosome unknown C21orf33 homolog. Lineage: Eukaryota; Metazoa; Chordata; Mammalia; Rodentia; Octodontidae. The record is from RefSeq and is a predicted model, not a curated record. Gene Ontology annotation, cellular component: mitochondrion. The coding region runs from base 45 to 833 and encodes 262 amino acids. The transcript has 7 exons.